GCGGAGCGGCAGUCUGAGGUGAGGGUCCACGGAGAGAGGACACACAGCAGAGACCAGCCAUCAGUGUUGCCCACAGCACAAGACAACAUGCAGGAGGAUGGCAAGGUGGUAGAUGGUAGCCUGCUGGGUGAUGCCAAUGGCGUUGAGCCUGGCCCGGGCAGAGUGAAGGAGUCUGGGAAAUGGCAGAAGCCCCGGUUCUCUCGGAAAGCCCUGAUGAAAUGCUGCCUGGUCAAAUGGAUCAUCGCCAGCACGCAGCCACAGGACAAAGAUGACAGCAGUGACAGUGAUUUGGAGCUGUCGACGGUGCGUCACCAGCCGGAGGGGCUGGACCAGCUGCAGGCUCAGACCAAGUUCACCAAGAAGGAGCUGCAGUCUCUCUAUAGGGGUUUUAAGAACGAGUGUCCCAGUGGGUUGGUUGAUGAGGAGACAUUCAAGUCCAUCUAUUCUCAGUUCUUUCCCCAAGGAGACGCGACCACCUAUGCUCAUUUCCUAUUCAAUGCAUUUGACAUAGACAGAAAUGGCUCAAUCCGCUUUGAGGACUUUGUCAUUGGCCUGUCUGUGCUGCUGAGAGGCUCGGUCACCGAGAAGCUCAACUGGGCCUUCAACCUCUAUGACAUCAAUAAGGAUGGCUACAUUACCAAAGAGGAAAUGCUUGCGAUUAUGAAGUCGAUCUAUGACAUGAUGGGGAGGUACACCUACCCCUGCGUCCGAGAUGAGGCGCCCUCUGAGCAUGUGGACAAGUUCUUCCAGAAAAUGGACAGAAACAGAGACGGUGUAGUGACCAUUGAGGAGUUCAUUGAGACCUGUCAGAAGGAUGAGAACAUCAUGAACUCCAUGCAGCUGUUUGAGAAUGUGAUCUAACACCAUGCAGGACAUAAUCAGCUGUUAUCUGUCAACCCAUAUCUGCACUCAUCACACCCUCUUCUCCCCCGCCACACCACACACACACACACACACACACACAAACACACAGACGUGUUCAUCCGCUCUCCCUCGGCUCCAAAACGUCACUUUACACAACACACCCAUGUAGGCUAUGUAGAUGAUGUAAAGAUACCGGAACAAAUGUUGAACACUAAAGGGGUUUUUCCCCCCACUGGCCUCGUUUAGCUUUAUCCUGCUGAUGCUUCCAGGCAACAGAGGCACUACAAGAGAGAGAAGAGCUUCAUGGACAAACUUGGCAACUAUUCAGUGUUUUUUUUUUUUUUUUGUUUGUUUGUUUUUUUGCUCCUUAGAAUGAAGCAACAGAGGAGCAAUUGUACUCCCUGUAACCUCUUUAGUUUCCAUCAUCAGUCCACAAGAAUCAACAACCAACGAGGGGCAUGUACUGUAAUUAUCCGCUGACCUGGGGAUACUAGCUUUAACACAUAACACACCUUGUUGACGCUCACACACACACACACGCUCUGUUUUUCUCUGUCGCUUUCUCCUGCCCUUUCUCUCUUUUUCACACUCCCACAAACAUACCUAACCCCCUUUGACAACCCACAGCCCAGUGGAUGACGAGUUUGCAGAGCAUUUGGAUGAAGUGAACUGACAACAGCAAAAUUUCAGCACGACAAAACACAGCGACACGACAAAAAAAAAAAGAAAAAUGAACUGAAGCAUGUUUGUCAUGAGAUAUGUGAUGUGGAAUUAGCUUGCACUAAAAUUUUACUAUCAUGUAUUAUAUGCGCCUGAAAUGAAGGCACUGUAGAUACCUGCACCUGAUACACCACUGAUGGAAACCAGUGACUAUGUAUAUAUGUAUAGAUAAUAGUUAAAUACCUUCAGUUGUAAUGGUCUUAUCCGUGCUGCACUAGGUUAUGGUGUAGGACCAGAACUAUCCAAGUGAAUAUUUGUUGAAGACAUCUAUAUGUUAAUCAAUUAAACAUCAUCUUUAGUGGCAGUAUUUCACAGAAUACAAAUGGAUUAUACAAUUAUUGCUGUUUUUUUUAUUUAUUUCUGAAGACUUCAGCAGAAGAUUGGGAUUGUUUGAUUGUUUGCUUGAUCAGUUCGACGCAUUGAGUCUGUACAGAACCGUGAGGAAACGAAAGGACUGUUAAAAGUGUGUUCAUAGGCUGAAUUAAGUCAUUAUCUUGGUUCUUCAGUAUCUAAGAGCAUGCUGACUCAGUGCCACAGUAUAAUGUACUGUACAGUAGGACCUUUGUGAUGUCAAAUCAUUAAAGAUACUGUCUACGGUUGCGACUCCUCCUUUAA
Myripristis murdjan (pinecone soldierfish) is the source of this 2199-nucleotide messenger RNA. It is a transcript of the gene kcnip3b, whose product is annotated as Kv channel interacting protein 3b, calsenilin. Lineage: Eukaryota; Metazoa; Chordata; Actinopteri; Holocentriformes; Holocentridae. Gene Ontology annotation, molecular function: potassium channel regulator activity; DNA-binding transcription repressor activity, RNA polymerase II-specific; calcium ion binding. The record is from RefSeq and is a predicted model, not a curated record. Gene Ontology annotation, biological process: regulation of potassium ion transmembrane transport; negative regulation of transcription by RNA polymerase II. The transcript has 9 exons. Bases 88 to 861 code for a protein of 257 amino acids. Gene Ontology annotation, cellular component: voltage-gated potassium channel complex; nucleus.